Drosophila eugracilis is the source of this 1597-nucleotide messenger RNA. RefSeq names its product retinoblastoma-binding protein 5 homolog (gene Rbbp5). Gene Ontology annotation, molecular function: protein binding. Gene Ontology annotation, cellular component: Set1C/COMPASS complex. The transcript is spliced from 7 exons. The record is from RefSeq and is a predicted model, not a curated record. Bases 62 to 1528 code for a protein of 488 amino acids. Lineage: Eukaryota; Metazoa; Arthropoda; Insecta; Diptera; Drosophilidae.
GUGAAUGUGGUUCCCAGUGAAUGUCAUCUGUCAUCUUGAAAGAAGAAGAUAGUAAACAAAAAUGAAUUUGGAGCUGUUGGAAUCUUUUGGACAAAACUACCCUGAAGAGUUCGAUGGUUCAUUGGACUGCAUUUCGCUGGCCGUGACGUGUGCCUUUAACAAAUACGGAACCCUUUUGGCCGUAGGCUGCAACGAUGGUCGCAUUGUUAUUUGGGAUUUUCUGACGCGGGGUAUUGCCAAGAUUAUUUCAGCUCAUGUGCAUCCCGUUUGCAGUCUCAGUUGGACCAGAAAUGGUCACAAGUUACUCUCGGCAUCCACGGAUAACAAUGUAUGCAUUUGGGACGUCUUAUCCGGUGAGUUGGAGCAAAAGUACAGGUUUCCCUCGCCCGUAUUGAAAGUUCAAUUCGAUCCUCGUAAUGACAACCGGCUUUUGGUCUGUCCGAUGCGAUAUGCCGCCGUUCUGGUAGAAAUAGGUGGAAGUCAUCGUUGUCUGCCCUUGGAUCCUGAUGGAGACUUAAACAUUGUGGCUUCUUUCGACCGCAGGGGUAAACACAUUUACACAGGCAAUGCCAAGGGAAAAAUACUCGUCAUGGAUGUGGAUACUUUUGAGGUGGUCGCAAGUUUUCGAAUUAUUGUAGGUACCUCAAGUGCAACGGCUGUGAAAAGCAUCGAAUUUGCAAGGCGCGGAGAUGCAUUCCUCAUCAACACGUCAGAUCGAGUUAUUCGAGUUUAUGACUCAAAAGAAAUUAUAACUCUAGGAAAAGACGGUGAGCCGGAACCUAUUCAAAAAUUACAGGAUUUGGUCAACAAAACCACCUGGAAAAAGUGCUGCUUUUCCGGCGAUGGCGAGUACAUUUGCGCUGGCAGUGCGCGCCAGCAUGCUCUUUACAUAUGGGAAAAGUCCAUUGGAAACCUGGUUAAAAUUCUGCACGGUACCAAAGGAGAGCUGCUCUUGGACGUAGUUUGGCAUCCAGUGCGACCAAUUAUUGCCAGCAUUAGCUCUGGUCUGGUAUCUAUUUGGGCUCAAAAUCAGGUAGAGAACUGGUCCGCCUUUGCACCGGAUUUCAAAGAAUUAGAUGAAAAUGUGGAGUACGAGGAAAGGGAAUCGGAGUUUGACAUUGCGGACGAGGACAAGUCAGUAGACCUUAACGCAGACGCGCAACAAGAUGAAGAAAUUGAGGUGGAUGUGCAGAAAGUAGAACCAGUAGCUGCCUUUUGCUCCUCGGACGAGGAGGGCGAGGACGAGAAUGCAUUGCAGUUUUUGCCAAUGGCGCCUGAGGUGGAAGAUCCCGAGGACGGCUGGACUGGUCAGGAUGGAUUAGAGGCCAGUGCAGUGUUACUUAGCUCUGAUCAGCAUGACUACGAGGACGAUAUCAUGGCUUCCAAGCGUCGACGAAUGCAACUCUAUGAUGUUAGCCUACCUGAUGCACCCACCGAUGAAACACACCCCCUCAUUUCCAGCAAGGCCGGUAAAGACAAACAGCAGCCCGUGGGUGGCAAAAAAGCCACGGGUCGUACCAAGAAAUAAAGAUGUUAAUAAAGGCAAUCAAGGAACGCUAAGCUGCCUUAGGGUUCCGAACUUGGCCAGCGAAAAGUA